This is a messenger RNA of Saccharomyces mikatae IFO 1815, 3135 nucleotides long. RefSeq names its product translation elongation factor EF-3 (gene YEF3). The record is from RefSeq and is a predicted model, not a curated record. NCBI's taxonomy places the organism in Eukaryota, Fungi, Ascomycota, Saccharomycetes, Saccharomycetales, Saccharomycetaceae. Gene Ontology annotation, molecular function: ATP binding; translation elongation factor activity; ATP hydrolysis activity. The transcript has a single exon. Bases 1 to 3135 code for a protein of 1044 amino acids.
AUGUCUGAUUCCCAGCAAUCCAUUAAAGUUCUAGAAGAACUCUUCCAGAAGUUAUCUGUUGCUACUGCUGACAACAGAGAUGAUAUCGCUUCUGAAGUCGCUUCUUUCUUGAAUGGUAACAUUAUUGAACAUGAUGUUCCAGAACACUUCUUCUGUGAAUUGACCAAGGGUAUCAAGGACAAGAAGACCGCUGCUAACUCCAUGCAAGCUGUUGCUCAUAUUGCUAACCAAUCUAACUUGUCUCCAUCUGUCGAACCAUACAUCGUUGAAUUGGUUCCAGCUAUUUGCAGCAACGCUGGUCACAAGGACAAGGAAAUUCAAACUAUUGCCAGUGAAACUUUGAUUUCUAUCGUCAAUGCUGUUAACCCAGUUGCCGUCAAAGCUUUGUUGCCACAUUUAACUAACGCUAUCGUCGAAACCAACAAAUGGCAAGAAAAGAUUUCUAUUCUUGCUGCUUUCUCCGCUAUGGUUGAUGCUGCUAAGGACCAAGUCGCUCUAAGAAUGCCUGAAUUGAUUCCAGUUUUGUCAGAAACUAUGUGGGACACCAAGAAGGAAGUCAAGGCCGCUGCUACUGCCACCAUGACUAAGGCCACCGAAACUGUUGACAACAAGGAUAUUGAACGUUUCAUUCCAAGUUUGAUUCAAUGUAUUGCUGACCCAACUCAAGUUCCAGAAACAGUCCAUUUGUUAGGUGCUACUACUUUCGUUGCUGAAGUCACCCCAGCUACUUUGUCUAUUAUGGUUCCAUUGUUGUCUAGAGGUUUGAACGAAAGAGAAACCGGUAUCAAACGUAAGUCAGCUGUUAUCAUUGAUAACAUGUGUAAGUUGGUCGAAGAUCCACAAGUUAUUGCUCCUUUCUUGGGUAAAUUGUUGCCUGGUUUGAAGGGUAACUUUGCUACCAUUGCUGAUCCAGAAGCCAGAGAAGUUACAUUGAGAGCUUUGAAGACUUUGAAAAGAGUUGGUAACGUUGGUGAAGACGACGUUAUCCCAGAAGCUUCUCAUGCAGGUGAUGUUUCUACUACUUUGCAAGUUGUUAACGACUUGUUGAAGGAAGAAACCGUUGCUCCAAGAUUCAAGAUUGUUGUUGAAUACAUUGCCGCCAUUGGUGCUGAUUUGAUUGACGAAAGAAUCAUUGACCAACAAGCUUGGUUCACUCACAUUACUCCAUACAUGACCAUCUUCUUACACGAAAAGAAGGCUAAGGACAUUUUGGAUGAAUUCAGAAAGAGAGCUGUUGACAACAUUCCAGUUGGUCCAAACUUCGAUGAUGAAGAAGAUGAAGGUGAAGAUCUAUGUAACUGUGAAUUCUCUUUGGCUUACGGUGCUAAAAUCUUGUUGAACAAAACUCAAUUGAGAUUGAAGAGAGCUAGAAGAUAUGGUAUCUGUGGUCCAAACGGUUGUGGUAAAUCCACUUUAAUGAGAGCUAUUGCUAACGGACAAGUCGAUGGUUUCCCAACCCAAGAAGAAUGUAGAACCGUCUAUGUUGAACACGAUAUUGAUGGUACUCACUCUGACACUUCUGUCUUAGAUUUUGUUUUCGAAUCUGGUGUCGGUACCAAGGAAGCUAUCAAGGACAAAUUGAUUGAGUUUGGUUUCACCGAUGAAAUGAUUUCUAUGCCAAUCUCUGCCCUAUCUGGUGGUUGGAAGAUGAAGUUGGCUCUAGCUAGAGCUGUGUUGAGAAAUGCUGAUAUCUUGUUGUUAGAUGAACCAACUAACCAUUUGGAUACCGUUAAUGUUGCUUGGUUAGUUAACUACUUGAACACUUGUGGUAUCACCUCCAUUACUAUUUCUCACGAUUCUGUUUUCUUAGAUAACGUUUGUGAAUAUAUUAUCAACUACGAAGGUUUGAAGUUGAGAAAGUACAAGGGUAACUUUACCGAAUUUGUUAAGAAAUGUCCAGCCGCUAAGGCCUACGAAGAAUUAUCUAAUACCGAAUUAGAAUUCAAGUUCCCAGAACCAGGUUACUUGGAAGGUGUUAAGACUAAGCAAAAGGCUAUUGUCAAGGUUUCCAACAUGGAAUUCCAAUAUCCAGGUACUUCUAAACCCCAAAUCACUGACAUUAACUUCCAAUGUUCUUUAUCCUCGAGAAUUGCUGUCAUUGGUCCAAACGGUGCUGGUAAGUCUACUUUGAUUAAUGUCUUGACUGGUGAACUAUUACCAACCUCUGGUGAAGUUUACACUCACGAAAAUUGUCGUAUUGCUUACAUCAAGCAACACGCUUUUGCUCAUAUCGAAUCACAUUUGGACAAAACUCCAUCCGAAUAUAUUCAAUGGAGAUUCCAAACUGGUGAAGACAGAGAAACUAUGGACAGAGCUAACAGACAAAUCAACGAAAACGAUGCUGAAGCUAUGAACAAGAUCUUCAAGAUUGAAGGUACCCCAAGAAGAAUUGCCGGUAUUCACUCCAGAAGAAAGUUCAAGAACACCUACGAAUAUGAAUGUUCUUUCUUGUUGGGUGAAAACAUUGGUAUGAAAUCUGAAAGAUGGGUUCCAAUGAUGUCCGUCGACAACGCUUGGAUUCCAAGAGGUGAAUUGGUUGAGUCUCAUGCCAAGAUGGUUGCUGAAGUUGAUAUGAAGGAAGCUUUGGCUUCUGGUCAAUUCCGUCCAUUAACCAGAAAGGAAAUUGAAGAACAUUGUUCCAUGUUGGGUUUGGACCCAGAAAUUGUUUCUCACUCCAGAAUUAGAGGUUUGUCUGGUGGUCAAAAAGUUAAGUUGGUCUUAGCUGCCGGUACAUGGCAAAGACCUCACUUGAUCGUUUUAGAUGAACCUACCAACUAUUUGGAUAGAGACUCUUUGGGUGCUUUAUCUAAGGCUUUGAAGGAAUUCGAAGGUGGUGUUAUUAUCAUUACUCACUCUGCUGAAUUCACAAAGAACUUGACUGAAGAAGUCUGGGCUGUCAAGGACGGUAGAAUGACUCCAUCUGGUCACAACUGGGUUAGUGGUCAAGGUGCUGGUCCAAGAAUUGAAAAGAAGGAGGACGAAGAAGAUAAAUUCGAUGCUAUGGGUAACAAGAUUGCCGGUGGUAAGAAGAAGAAGAAGUUGUCUUCUGCGGAAUUGAGAAAGAAGAAGAAGGAGAGAAUGAAGAAAAAGAAGGAAUUGGGUGAUGCUUACGUUUCUUCUGACGAAGAAUUCUAA